This is a messenger RNA of Ilex paraguariensis (yerba mate), 681 nucleotides long. The record is from the annotation of a GenBank genome assembly. NCBI's taxonomy places the organism in Eukaryota, Viridiplantae, Streptophyta, Magnoliopsida, Aquifoliales, Aquifoliaceae.
AUGCAUAAGCAUUCACAACCCUCAUCACCGGCACUAUCUUCCAGGUCAUUGUCACACGUACAAUCUUCCCAGCCAUCGUCAGAUAGACAGUCAGGCACAAGUGACACAAUAUCGACCAAGAGAGGUCGAGGUCUAGCUAAGGGUUCUAAGGAAUGGGGAACUAGAGUGAGACUUGAGGUUUCAAUACCUGUUGGUAUACUUGAUACAAUUUGGAAAGAAGUGGAGGCUAAAUUCGAUGCGCAACUUUCUCAAUAUGAUGAGUCAGACCGUACACCAGCUCUUCGGGAUCAAAUUUUUCACAAGUUGUUUGGAGAAGAUGGACAUGGAUACUGCAAGACCUACGGUACUGGUGUGCCUCGAAGUUUAGUAUACCAAAAAGACACAAGCUCAUUCGAUACACCAAAUUCUGCUUUCAUUGAGAAAAUAUGUCAUGUUGUGUGUGAAAAAUUAGAGCCGCAAAUUAAAGUUGAAUUUGACAAGGUUCAUGCAAGGAUUGGUUUGUUGGAAUCACAAGCCGAUAGUGUAAGUGGAUCUAAGGUUAAUGCCAAUCAGGUUCCAGACACGUCUAGUGCACAUCAGUUGUUGAGGGAGUCGGAUGAAGAAAUACCUCCAUGGUCAAUUGAGAAGUCGUCCAUACCAUCUCUAUCUCCCUUGCCUUCUAAUGAGGUGAAAUGUAUUUGA